Molecule: messenger RNA, 11104 nt
Organism: Dermacentor silvarum
Lineage: Eukaryota; Metazoa; Arthropoda; Arachnida; Ixodida; Ixodidae
Product: muscle-specific protein 300 kDa-like
Exons: 61
Coding region: 1-10839 (3612 amino acids)
Biological process (GO): nuclear migration
Cellular component (GO): cytoplasm; meiotic nuclear membrane microtubule tethering complex; nuclear outer membrane
Molecular function (GO): actin filament binding
Source: RefSeq, a predicted model, not a curated record
AUGGAUUCACGCUGGCACGCAGUCGAAUCCGGACUAGCACAGUGGCGCAGGCGGCUGGACGCCGCCCUUCCGGGCCGACUGGCUCAGGUUGCCGAGUGGCUGGCGCAGACCGAGGAAAGGCUUCGCAACGACAAGCUCGCUUUGGGACAGAUGGACGCUGCCACCGUAGCCUCUAAACUGGCCGAACACCAGUCUAUCCUAAGCGACCUGGACGAAGUGAAGAGGUGGUUGGCCGACCAAAAAUCGUCGCCGACCGUCGUGGCCACCGUGGCUCCGGAGCACUUGGCCGACAUCGAGCAGCGGCUCGAAGCCCUGUCCUCGCUCGUCUGCAAGCGCCAGCUGCUGCUGGAGAUGGAGCGCCGCAAGCUCGCGCUGAUGGCGCUCGUGCGAUCCGUCGAACAGCACGUCACCCAGCUGGAACAGAAGCACGGAUCUCGCCCUCAGGUCGAGGAGCUCCUGCGAAGGCAUAGGGACCUCCUGGAAAGGGACCAGGUGUUCCAGCAGUUUGACCGCCUCUUCAGGGAGCUCCAAGAGGCCUUGGACAUGUGCCAGAGGGGAUCAGCCCUCGGAUUUCAAGAGGUCGACGACCAGGCAAGGUUCUUGAGUGACAUCCACGACCACUGGACCAAGCUGUCAGCCCGCCUACGCACCUCCGGCAACAUUCUCAGCGAGGUCGUGGUGCAGUGGCAGAAGUACGACACACUCUAUGGACCGGUCGUUCAGUGGCUGGAUCGGGCCGAAAUCGCACUCCAGUCCAGUCUUGCUCAGAAACAGGAGUUCUUCCAGGAUCUUCCUGCCUGGAAUGAAAAGAAGAAGAAUGUUGUCGAGUCGGGAGACUAUCUUGCUGCAACCUGCCGAGAGGACAUUGCAUCGAAUAUCAGAGCCCAAGUUCAGUCCAUCAAGCAAAGAUGGGACUCGCUGUAUCCACAGAUGCACCCCUUCCUGAGCAGCGGCGAAUCGCUACGGGCAACGCAGCAGUUCCAGACAGGCCUGGACAACCUAAAGCUCUGGCUGCAGCAGGCAGAGCACCUCCUCACUGCCCAUGUGCCCUGUGACGUGCCUUCACUGGAACAACACGCUGAAGACCUGAAGAGGUUCCAGAACACGAUGGAAGAACAGCGGUCGCAGUACAAAGCCCUGUCCAGAACAGCUCAGGUUCUGGUUCGAGACCUAAGUCGUACCGAAGUUGACAAGAUGAUGGCUGACAUGAAGAAGGAAAAAGAAAACCAGGUUCGCAUGGAAGCACGUUGCUCUCAGCGGCUUUGCACUGUGACCCAAGUGACGUCCCUGGUCCGUGCCCUGGACGCUGACCUGGAUCGUCUGGAUCGCUGGCUCGACAAGGCGGAGGAUGCCAUUGCUACUUACGCUGUGCCGAACACGCAGACUCUGGUGCUGGAGCAGCUUGAGAAGCACAGGGCGUUCUUCUCUCAACUGACUCCCAUGAAAGCGCUCCUGACGACGAAAAACAAGACGCAUAGGGAGUUGAGGGAGGAAGUUGGGGCCUGCCCAGGUCUGGACACGUCCAGGGUGGACGCCAGGAUGGCCCAGCUCAAUGAUCGUUUCCAGAACUGUUCCUCAUUGGCCGAGCAGUGGGAGCGCGCCCUGCAGGAGGCGGCCAACAGGUGGGAGAACAUCAAUGAUGCCGAAAAGAAAGCGCUGGACUGGCUCGGCAAAGCAGAGAUGCACGUCUCUGACAAGAGGGAUCCUGAAGCUGCCAGGGCCUUCUUCAGCAAGCCCUACGAACACAUCUUGCUUCGGGUGAUCCAGACAAGCAAAGAUGUUCUCGCCACUUUGCCUCCUGAAGACCACCCACCUAUCGAGGCCAGGGUUCAGCACAUCAAGGAAAAAUGGAAGGCUGUACAACAGAAGCUGCCUAGGCUCAACGAUGACGAGCUGUUCUCAGAACUCCGGGAAUCAUUUGACCGAAACCUGGAGACCCUCAACAAGGAGCUGGACGAAGAGAAGAAGCUCAUUGACAAGGGUGGAAACCUUCGCGUCAUUUUGACACGUCAUGAAGAGUACUUCAACAAGUCCCGGGAGAUGGGCACGCUGCAAGACUGCCUGGAGGAGAUGCAGCAGCUGGCACAGUCGUGUCCCAGCCACCAGGCGCCCCUGUCCGACUGCCAGAGCCGCUUCCGGGUGCUGCACGAACGCAUCGUCACCACCAACCGCAUCCUCCAGGUGCCCAAGGACGAGUGGGUCGAGUACUCCAAGAAGUUUAACGGAAUCCUUACCUGGAUGGACCAAGUGGAUCAGCGAAUUGAACAACUCAUGCAGAGUGACACCAGCUCAGCCUCCACCUAUGAAACGCAGAGAACCGAGUUCUUGGACAUCUGCGAGACAGUCGACGCUCGCCGGGGUGACCUGGACUGGCUGAACCAGCGGCUGGAGUCUCUGGUGCCAGGCAUGGAGCCUCAAGAAGCCAAGAAGGAGAAGGAUCGACUGGCUGGCUUGGUGGCUCGUUACGGUGCCCUCUUGCCCGUCAUGGAGACCACUACGAUCGUUUCCGAAACUGUGUCCAAGUGCUACCUGUACCGAGAGGAAGUCACUCAGGUCACGCGCUGGCUGAGAGAGGUUCGAGAGUCCAAAGUGGUUCCCGAAGAAAUUCCUCUUGACAAUCCAGAGAAACUGGAGCAGAUGGUGCAGAAACAAAAGGAAGUGGUGGAGGAACUCGAGAAGCGUCAGGGAAGUGUCCUGGAAAGCAUCAAGUCAGGAAAAGACCUGCAAACUGUGAAGGGUGCCCCAGAAUUUGUGUCUAGCGACGUGAAGAAGCUGGAAGAAGAAUGGUCCCAGGUGUACCACGAAGCAAUUGAAAAACUCGACCGUAUGACAAAGGACAGCCAGCGCUGGCAGGAGUUUGAGAAGCUUCGGCAAGAGAUUCUGCGCCUUCUGGCUCAGGCUGAGCAGGAGCUGGUCAACAUCGGACUCCUGGCUGACAUGGAGCAGAAGAAGCUGGAACAGUGCAUCCAGGAGAAGCAGGAAGCCGCCAAGAAACUGCAGGAGUCGAUGGACAGCAUGCUUUCCCGGCUGCGAUCGCUGGCCGACGAGCUGUCUGCACAGCUGGGCCCCCAGAGGGAGACCCUGCUGCGUGCCGAGUUGGACAAGACGGAGCGCAAGACGACCACCAUCCUGACCACGGUACACGAGACAGUGCAUCGGCUGGAGACAGCAGCCAGCAAGGGCACCGACCUGUCCGACCGCCUGUCCCGCCUCAGCCAGUGGCUGGACACGGCUCAGGACAAGCUGACAGCGGCCACCGAUGGCCCGGUACCCGAGCAGCUGGAGGAAGUCCAGGACCUGAGCAAGGAGAUUGAGGCCAAGCGUGAGGUCCUGGAGCAGCUGGAGAAGGAGACGCAGGAGCUGCAGGGUCAGCGGCCGGAGCUGGCCCAGAUGGCCACGUCGCUGCAGUCGCAGCUGAAGGAGCUCGACCAGGAGGGCAAGGAGAUGAAGCAGGAGCUCAGCGACCGGCAGAUCCGCAUCGAGGUGCUCCGCGAGCGCACCGUGCACGAGCGCAGGGAGCUCGAGGACACGGAGGCCAACCUGGACCAGGGCCUGCCCACGCCCGACUCGCUCGAACAGCUUGCCGCCAAGCAGGAGCAGCUCCGGAAACUUUACGAAGUCACAAAAAAGAAGAUCGAUGCCCUUUAUGAACUGGCCGCUGAGGCGGGAUCGGAUGAACCAGACCUGCAGCGCACCCUGGCUGAAAUCAUGGAACGCUGGAAACAAAUCAAGAACAUCUUGGAGCUGAAGGAGUCGCUGAAAACCUUGCCAACUGAAGUGACCCGCAAACAGCAAACUCUGAGUGAGUUGCAGAGCAGCAUUGAACAGCUCGGGCCUGGUUUGUCCCACACGGCAUUGUCAGCCCUGCAUGCUCAGGUUUCUGAGCUGCGGAAGCGUGCCAACGACCUGGCGGCCACAGUGCGCCAACUGGUGAGUCAGCUGACCUCCCAGCUGUCGGAGCGGGAGGAGCUGAUGCGACGCGUAGAGCUGUGCCACGCGGUUCUCAACCAGCUGAGGCAGGAGGCUGAGGAGGCCAGCGACAUCAACAUGGGCCAGCUGGAAGGGCAGCUACGCAAAGUGCAGAUAAUGAAAGAGGAGCUAACGAGCAAGAAGGCUGAAAUUGAGACACUCGGGCAGACAUUGUCUGAGCUCUCCGAGACCCUUCCGCCGGAGCCUUCUGAACAGCUCCUCAAGAGCCUGGAGAGCCUAAGGUCAACGCUCGAGGAACUGUGCAAGCUUCUGGAGAAGCGAGAAGAACUCCUGCAGGGCGCCGUCAGGUUCCAGUCAUGGCAGAAAGAUUUCAUAGAGCAGGUGCGGCUGGUGCAGCAAAACGUAGAGUCCCAGCGUGCCAAGGUGGAUAACCUCGAGGAGACGGCCAAGGAGUUGCGCAACCUGAACGAGCAGCUGAAGAAGAAAGUUCCCGAGGCCACCAGCACCGACAAGUUGGCCACAGAGGUGCAAGUUACCUUUAGGGACAGCAGUACCAACAACGUGACAAGCCUGCGCGGACAAACCGAGAAGUUGCAGGGCCACCUGGACAAGGUGGGGAAAGUGCUGCAGAAGAAGCAGGAAGAGGUCACUCAACUCGAGAACAAGUGGGACAACUUCAACAAAAAGUUGGAGGGCACCAAGCACUUUGUGACCACCACGACCGAGACGCUGCACAGCCUGCAACCCAAGUCGGCCACACCCGAAGCCCUCGCUGUCAUGGUCAACGAAGUGGAACAACUCCAGAAGAAGCUCCAGGAGCAGCAGAACGCUCAGGAGUCCACCCAGCAGUUGGGUCGGUCGCUCAUCGAAGCGGAUGCGUCCUGCUUCCCCAAGGUCCAGGAACCACUGGGCUCCUUGGCCUCCGACUGGGAGAACCUGUCCUCCGAAGUGACCAGGACGCUCAAGCUCUUGGGAUCCACCCAGAGCCUGUGGAAGGAAUGCCGACAGCUAGAGCACAAGCUCGACGACACAAUGGACAAAGUGGAGAAAACGUUGGAAGAGGUGGAGGCUGCUCCGGCUGAAGAUGGGAAAGCUCUCACUGAGAACGCAGAAAAAGUUGGGGCUCAGCAGGAAGAAGUUCGCAAACAACAACCAGCCUUCGACUCGUACCAGCAGAAGACGCAAGAGCUCAUCGAGAAGACCGAAGCCAUCGAGAGCCUCGCCCCGGCUGGCGAAGAGCUCAAGGAGUCGCUCAAGAACCGCGAGGACCGCUGGCGCAAGGGAGCCCAGAUGCUGCAGUCCAUGCUGCGCGACCUCGAGGGACGUUACAACGUCUGGAAGCAGGCCGAGAUGACCCGCGAGGAAAUCCUUGCCUGGCUCGAGGACAUCUGCCAGUGCAUGCGCGGGGCCCUGGACCACCUCGCCCAGGGAGAGCAGGGACGGUCUGUGCUGGACCGCUACGAGACGGAGCUAGAGACCCAGCAGCAGCUGUUCACCAACCUCCAGGAGCAGCUGGAGUCGCUGGACAUGCCGCAGGCUCUGGAUUCGGCUCGCAGUUCCAUCCAGUGUGGCUUUGAAGAAGCACAGGACCUGGCUGACCGCCUGCGCUCCAUGCUGAGCCAGGUGGAGGAGCAGGAGGCUGACGUCAAGACGGAGAUGGACAAGUUUUCUGACUGGCUGCGUCAGCAGAAGGAGGCCCUGUCACGCUGCGAUAACACCACGGGCUCUGACGAAGUGCUAUUGCAGCGUCUGGAGGAGUGCCGGAAACUGGAAGAAGCUCUGAACAAAAAUGAUGGCCUGGCCCGAAUCGAGGAGAAGAUGGCGAGGCUGGUGCGCAACCAGCCAGACCUGGAGGUUCGCCACCUCCAGAGGGAACAGGACAAGCUGAAAACCAGGCUCGAAGGAGCCAAGAACCAGGCUUCGAGGACUGCAGCAGCACUGCUCUCCAUUCUCGAUCGCCACCACCAGGGAACGCUGGCCGAACUGCAGCACUGGCUUUCCACGGCCAACGACAAACUGGCGUGGUGCAGCGGAGGUGACGAAGGAGCCACGCACGGUGACCGCUUUGGUCUCGAGGCUCGGCUGGUCACAUUGCAGGAACUGGAAUCUACCCUGGAGCAAGGAGAGAAGCGACGCGAGCAAUACUGCAAUGCCGUCAACCUGCUGAGCCAGGCGUGCGGGCCCGAACGCGUUCCCUCGCUGCAGGACGAGUGCAGCCGCAUCUGCACCGAGUGGUCCACGUUCACCUCGACUUUGACACAAACGAGGGAGGCCCUCAAGCGCAGCCUGGACCAGUGGCAGCACUUUGAGACGCUUUUCGAGAGCCUCUCAGAUUGGCUGCGAGAUGCCGAGGCGAGAGCCAAGAGCGAGGCUGCCAGUCAAGUUGACCUGCCACUGCUCAAGGAUCAAAUUUCCAUCCUGAAGUCCUUGCUGGAAGAAGUGCAUGGCCAGAAGCCCAGCAUGCAAGAGCUGGAGUCAACUGUGACCAGUGUCACAGCUCACGUGCCGGACACCCAAGUGCCCAACCAGGUGUCCCAGUUGACAGCCCGGCUGAUGAACUUGGAAGCCACACUGCAGGGUGCACUUGCACAGCUGGAGCAGCUGGAGCAGACACAGAAGGCCUUCGAGCAGGCCAAGCAAGACCUGCGUGACUGGCUAUCCCAAAUGGAAGCCAGUCUAGACGGCUGCAAGAACGUCCCCGGUGACCAGAAGGCAUUGGAGGCUCACCUCAAGAGGUUGCAGGAGCUGCAGAAGCAGAAGGGAGCCGGACAGGCGCUACUUAACGCAGUGGUGGACAAUGGUGAGUCCAUGUACCUUUCGUUGAGCGUGGAGAGCCGGGACCUGGUGCGCAAGGAGACCAGGGGCCUGCGUGACGCCUGGGAUUCGGCCUGGGACAAGCACACCGCCCUGGUGAAGGGACUCGAGUCCUCUCUCAUGGCUUGGAGUGGAUUCCAGGACAGCUGCGGCCGAGUUGCCUCCUGGCUUGCGGACAUGAACACGCUUAUUGGAAGCGACGUGGAACUCAAGCCGAAUUUGUCUGAGAAACAGUUGCAGCUCCAGAACAUCAGGGCACUGUCCCAAGAUGUCAUGUCACAUCAAGCAGUGGUCUCCAAGCUGCAGACCAAGAGCCAGGAGCUCAAAGAGACGUCGAUGGCGGGACAAGUUGAUGGCUUGGUGUCUGACUAUGAAGCACUCUGCACUCGGACGAAGGCAAACAUCGCUCAGUGCGAGAAACGUGUGAGUGAACACGAAUCCUACCAGCACAGCCUUGAACGUUUCCUGGACUGGGUCAGCACGCUUAAGGCUACUGUUGAUGGCCCCGAGGAACAAGGUGACAUGGAAGCCGUCAAGGCCAAGAUGGCUGCAUACGCGCUGGUGUUGGAGAGCGAGCCGGAGGCCUGCGCCAAGCUGGAGCACCUGCGGGACGCCCUGGAGUCGCGCGUGCUGCCCGGCACCUGCCCGUCGGGACACGAGGCGCUGCAGGAGCAGUACGCAGCUGCGCGAGCCCAGUGGGAGGCCCUGCUGGACGCCUGCGAGGAGGGCCACUCCCACGCCAAGGAGACGCUGGACCGCUGGGACGAGGCCACCAAGACGCUGGACGAGCUGGAGCAGUGGCUGGCGUCGCAGCGGGCCCGCUGCCAGGACAUUCCGCUGCAGGCCACCGCGGAGGCCAAGCGGCAGCAGCUGGACACGCUGAAGAAAGUGGAGCAGGACGUCGUCGCCAAGGAAGGGGACUUCUCUGCACUGUCCAAGAAUGCCCAAGCCGCGCCAACGGACACCAUCAUGACACCUCAGCUGGACAAACUGCGCAGCAAAUACCACCUGCUCAGGAACACCGUCAAGGAGGCCGUAGCCAAGUGGGAGAAGCUGGCCAAGAAGCACGAGGCCUUCGACAAGCUCCUGGCCGAGCUUGAGGAGUGGCUCACGCAACCUGAAAAGGAACUCGAUGAGAUUGUGGAGGCAAAGGCUGACUUGGCCUCAACGCAGGAUCAAAAGAACAAACUUGAGAACUUGAGCGAUCGCCUGGCCCAGCGAAGCAGCAGCAUGGAUGAACUCGUGGAGUCUGGCGAACGCCUGUACUCUCACACUGCGCCCGAUGGCAGGGAGACCAUUCGGCAGCAGCUCAGGCAUGUCAAGGGUCGCUGGCAGACCCUCGUGGAGCGGUCAACCGAAGCCCUGGCCGAGCUGGACCAACGGCUGCAGCAGUUGUCGGGCCUGUCCCAGAGUCAGGACCAACUGCGUCAGUGGAUCGCGGAUGUCAAGACAGCCCUGGACAGCUGCAGCCAGCCCCGAGCCACGCUUCAGGAGAAGAAGGCUCAACUUCAGACGCACAAGGUGGUUCACCAGGACAUUUUGUCCCACCAGCCAGCCAUAGACAGCAUGUGCGAGCGUGCACAGAACCUUUCGGCCACUGCUGCUGGCAAGGACACUCUCGGAGACCACGUUCAGAGCACCAAGGCUGCUUUCCAGGAGCUCUGUACAAGGUCACAGGGUUUGACUGGCCAGCUGACGUCAGCUGUGGAAGAGCACCAGAAGCUGGUGGACAAGGUGGUGGCCUUCCAGGACUGGAUCCAGAGCUUCCAGGAUCAGCUGCAGGAGCAUAAGGACACCACGGGAGAGAAGAAGGCCAUUCAGGGACGCCUUGAACAGCUUACGGAACUGACCGAGAAGAGCAAAGAGGGCGAGGUGCUGCUGUCUGAGGUCCGAGAGCAGAGCCAGGUAGUGUCGGCCCGCAGCUCCCCGCAGGGCCAGGCGCUGCUGUCGCGGGAACUGCAGGGGCUGCAGGAGCUCUUGGGCAAGACGCUCACCUCGCUGCAAGAGGCACGGCGCAACCUGGAGAACACGCUGCAGCAGUGGGGGGCGUACGAGUCCCACUUGGCAUCCCUCACCCAGUGGCUGUCGGACACGGAGGCCGAGCUGCGCGCCCCUCAAAUGCCUGCUUCGCUCGCCGACAAGGAGGCCCUCUCUGCACGUGGAAAGGAGCUGCGAAGCAAGAUUGCUGAGAAACAGAAAAGCGUGGACAGCUUUAUCGAUGAGGCCCACUGCCUUCUCCAGCUGUCCGGUGUGGAGCUCGUGCGAGCACAAAUGUCGCAGUGCAAUGCCAGAUACCAGUCCCUGCUGGCGACGAUAAAGGACUUGGCUGCUCGCUGGGAAGGCAUGGAGAAAGACCAGCGAGAGUACGAGAAGGCCAUGGCUAGCUGCAACGCUUGGCUCGACGAGGCGGAGCAGACGCUGAGUCAGAUCCAGAGCGACACUGCAGCACCCGAAGAGAAGCUUACUCGACUUGAGACGCUGGUUGUGGGCAAGGUUCAUGGACAGCAGCAGCUCAACCUGGCUUCUCGCCUUGGAGAGCACCUGUACCAAGAUACUGCAGCUACAGGAAGAGAUCAGGUGCGACUUGAGCUGCGCAAACUGCACGAGCGAUGGGAGUCUUUGGAGUCCAAGAUCACAGAACUGCAGAAGCAGCUGCAAUUGCAGAGCCAUGCUCGCAGCAGCUUUGUUGAUUCAUUGAGCCAGGUCCAGAUGUGGCUUGACAAUGCCGAGAAAACCGUUUCCGAAGCCCGAGACAAGCUCCCGUCACUCCAGGAAGCACAGGGGCGUCUACACUCACUCAAGCUGCUGCAACAAGAGGCAGGGCUGCAGCGACGGCAGCUGGAUUCCUUGGAAGAGAUGUCACGGGGCGAUGCAUCAUCUAAGGAGAGCCUCGAAACAACAUCAACACGCCUUGGUAUUGUCACUGAGGAACUGAAGACGUUGCUGGCCAGCCUCGAGAAGCUGUCGGCGCUGGCGCAGGAGCAACGCGAGCGCAAGGAGCAGCUCGCCGCCUGGCUCGAGCAGAUGCACGAACGACUCGACCUGUGCCGAGACAUCACCGGAAGCCGACCCGUGCUCAAGACCCGCCUCGACAAGCUUCAGGAGCUGGAGAAGCAGCAGCCCGAAGGGGCGUGCAAGGCCCAGGCGCUGGCCGAGUGCACAGCGACGCUCGUGACGCUGCUGACACCACGUGAGCGGGCCGCCCUGGAGCAGGAGAGCGGCACGCUGGAGGGCAGCGUGGCACGGCUGGGCGCCGAGGUGGAGCAGGCGCGGCACGCCCUGUCGGCGCAGCUCCGCCUGUGGGACGCAUACGAGGAGCACUACGAACGACUGCUGGGCUGGCUGCAGGGUGCUGAGCAGACGGUGCAGCAGUUUGCCCUGCAGGCCACCCUCGACGAGAAGAGGCAGCAGCUGGACAAGUUCCAGAGCCUGCUGAGCGAACUACAUGCCACAGAACGAGACUUCGACUCCCUCUCGGACAAGGCUCAGGAGCUGAUGGUGUCCAGCGGAGAGAUGCGGCUUUCCAUGGCUGUCAGCCAGCUCACCGCACGCUUCCAGUCUCUCUUGGAGACCUGCAAGGAGUUGGUGAAGAAAUGUGAGCAGCACGUCCAGGAUCACUCCCAGCUUGAGAAGAAGCAUGCUGAGUGCGCCAAGACUCUAGCCCAGGCGCAGGAAACGUUUGUCGAAAUUCAGGCGCUUCCAAGCGGCAACAAGGAGAGACUCACCCACAAGCUGGCACGAGUGAAGGAGCUGCUGCAGGGCAAGAGUGAGGCCCUGAACCUGGUGAAUGCGACGGUGCAGCUCGCCGAGCAGGUCCAAGUGGGCAGCUCCCCUGAGGGCUGGAAGGCCAUACAGGGGCUCCUGCAGCAGCUGCAGUCGGCCUACGAGGCCGUCUUCGACAAGGCCCAGAACCUCGAGCGCGUGCUGCAGUCGUCACAGUUCCUCUGGUCCGAGUACCACGAGGCCCUGCAGAGGCUGCAGACCUGGCUCAAGGGCCUCGACCGCCAAGGCAGAGGGGGCCUCGCGCCUCUGCACCACUCUAGACGAGAAGAAGGCGCACCUCCGCACUUGCCGAGGUCUCCUUGCAGAGCUUAACGAACGUGAGCAAGCCAUAGAAGACAUCCAGAUCAAGGCUGAAGCCAUCGCUGACCGUGACAAUGAGUCCCAGGAGAUGCUGGAUUCUGUGGUUAAGGGCCACAAGGAACAGACACAGAAGCUUCAGGAGGCAGUGAAGUUCUUGGAGGAUGCAGUCACCCAACACGAAGAGCUGAGCAAGCACUUGGGCAACGUCCGAGACUGGCUGAGUAGCACACAGGAACAAGCCGUGGCACUUUCGAACCUCGGCCUCGACCAGCUGGCU